AUGUCGGAAAACAAGCAAUAUGCCACAUACAACGAUGUCCACAAUCUCUGCAAGAACUCGGCGAAAGAGCCCCUCGCGAACUGGGACAUCAACCUUAUAAUCGCCAUCGGUGGUGGUGGUUACAUCCCUGCCCGCAUCCUCCGGUCCUUCCUCAAGAAGCCUGGUCAAUCUAACAUCCCCAUUCAAGCCAUCGGUCUGUCCCUCUACGAAAAAUUGGGCACAGACAGCGUUGAGGAGGUCCCCGGUACCAAGGUCACCCGUUUGCAAUGGCUCGACAUGAACUCCUCGAUGGCCAACUUGAUCGGCAAGAACGUUCUUAUCGUCGACGAGGUCGAUGAUACUCGCACAACCCUACAAUACGCCGUGAACGAGCUCGAGGAGGAUGUUAAAAAAGCUCAGAAGCAGCUCCCUGCCAAUGAUCCGAGGAAGGACAAGGAGACUAAAUUCUUUGUCUUCGUUCUGCACAACAAGAAAAAGCCCAAGAAGGGUGAGCUGCCCACAGAUAUGACGGACAAUGACCAGCGUUACCACGCCGCGGUCACCACUGGGGAUGUCUGGAUCUGCUACCCUUGGGAGGCUGAGAAUAUUGAAGAGCACGAUAGUCAGGCCAAAUUGUCCCCUAUCGUCAAUAUUCCCCAAAAGCAUGUCGAAGAAGCCUCUACUGAGGCGGUUCAAGGAGAACCCUCUCCUCAGGUUGUUUAA
Molecule: messenger RNA, 702 nt
Organism: Penicillium roqueforti
Lineage: Eukaryota; Fungi; Ascomycota; Eurotiomycetes; Eurotiales; Aspergillaceae
Product: xanthine phosphoribosyltransferase
Exons: 5
Coding region: 1-702 (233 amino acids)
Biological process (GO): XMP salvage; GMP salvage; IMP salvage
Cellular component (GO): cytoplasm
Molecular function (GO): hypoxanthine phosphoribosyltransferase activity
Source: RefSeq, a predicted model, not a curated record